Molecule: messenger RNA, 2278 nt
Organism: Camelus dromedarius (Arabian camel)
Lineage: Eukaryota; Metazoa; Chordata; Mammalia; Artiodactyla; Camelidae
Gene: MRPS27
Product: mitochondrial ribosomal protein S27
Exons: 11
Coding region: 18-1265 (415 amino acids)
Cellular component (GO): mitochondrion
Molecular function (GO): protein binding
Source: RefSeq, a predicted model, not a curated record
GCUUGGUAUGCUCCAAGAUGGCGGCACCCAUAGUGCGGCGCGGGAUUCUCCUGACGCGGAAAGUGUUGCUGCCUCAGCUCUCCCUGGCAGGUAAAAGAUGCCUGCUUUCUGCAGCCUAUGUGGACAGCCACAAAUGGGAAGCAAGAGAAAAAGAAGAUUGUCACCUCGCUGAUCUAGCAUCUUUAAUGGAUAAAACAUAUGAGAGAAAGCUGCCUGUUAGUUCUUUAACAAUAUCACGGUUUGUGGACAACAUUUCAUCUCGAGAAGAGAUAGACCAUGCAGAAUAUUACCUUUACAAAUUCCGACACAGCCCUAACUGCCAGUACCUGAGAGAUUGGACUAUACACACCUGGAUUAGGCAGUGUCUAAAAUACGGUGCACAAGACAAAGCCUUAUAUACUGUUGUAAAUAAGGUCCAAUAUGGCAUUUUUCCUGAUAACUAUACAUUUAAUUUACUGAUGGAUUAUUUCAUAAAGAAAGAAAACUACAAAGAUGCUUUAUCCGUGGUUUUUGAGAUCAUGAUGCAAGAAGCCUUUGAAGUUCCUUCCACUCAACUCCUCUCUCUAUAUAUUUUAUACCAUUGCCUGGCAAAGAAGACAGACUUCAGUUGGGAAGACGAGAAGAACUUUGGUGCAUCCCUGUUACUCCCAGGCCUAAAGCAGAAGAACCCGGUGGGGUUGAGCUCCCAGUUGUACGGCUAUGCACUUCUUGGGAAGGUGGAGUUGCAGCAAGGGCUGCGGGCUGUGUACCAUAACAUGCCUCUGCUGUGGCGACCAGGCUACCUUGACAGAGCCCUUCAAGUGAUGGAGAAGGUGGCCUCCUCCCCAGAAGACGGAAAGCUGUGUGGAGAAGCACUCGACGUGCUAGACAGAGCGCUGAAGGCUCUGACCGCUCCAUCCCCUGGGUCUUCAGAGGAGCAACCCCAAGAGGGUGAGGAGGGCCUGCGGCCAGAAGAAGUCCUGGAGCAGUUGGAUGUGGAGGAGACUGAACAGUCCAAGCUUCCCCAAUACCUGGAACGAUUUGAGACCUUACAUUCUAAGCUACAGGCUCUGGGCAAAGUUGAGUCAGAAAGCCUUCUGACCCUGACCACCCAGCUUGUCAAGGAACAGCUCCCCACCUGUGAAGCAGAGGACAUCGCCGCCUACGAGCAGAAGCUGCAGCAGUGGCAUCUGGAACGGGUACACCUGAUUCAGAAGGAACAGGAGCAUAGGGAGAGGGCAAAGCAGGAGUACGAGGCUCGAAGAGCAGCAAAGGCAUCUACCUAACAAGCCCCACAGGGGCCUCAGGAACCUCACUGGACCCAGCUCAGGAGUCACAGAUUAAUGGUCACCAUGACGGCAGCCUCGGCUUUGUCCAUCCAACCUGCUCCUUUUCUUCAAACAGACCGCCUAUGAUAUAAAAGCCACACUGCUCCACAUGUCAGGCCACUGUGACCACCCACCCAGAUGCCAGGGAGGCUGUGGAACCAUGAAAGUGGCAGGUGGUCAGACUGAAACCACCAGCCAAAUACCUUAAAUGAGGGCUCUCAAGGCUUAUAGUUCCUGGGGUACAGAGAUCAAUUCUGAGCAUUGAAAGCCACUGAUACCUAGCGAUGGUAGUGGGAGAAGCCAUGGAUGAAGAGUCGAGUCUCAAGCACAAGCUUUUGAAUGGUGUCUGUGUCCCCAGCCGAUGUCAUCUGCAGUCCCGACGCCUUGUGCCCUUAGUCUCCUCUUGGGGGUGUGCUCUCAGCCUGAGCCAGGUGUGGGAUGCCCACACAUCCCCACUUUCCCCUUCGCCUGCAUCCCACCCUCCCAGACCUGAACUGGGAGAAGUUCACUCAUGGAGCAAACACCAGCCCUGCUGGCUUUUGAAUUUCAGGGACCCCUCAGUGGAAUUUUCAGAAUAAAGGCUUUUGAGGAGAGCUGGCCCAAGCUCUGAAGCCUCCCUGGCUUGGCUUCCACGUCAUGUUGGAGUGACUUUUUCACGAUGUAUUGUCUCAUCUCCUCAUCAUGUAGGUGAAGUGAGUCUUCUCUGUACACUCACAUGCGCACGUACAGCUUGUGAACACGUUUCAGUUAGAAGUUGGAACAAAGGAGAGAUGGGCUGGGGCUUGCACGUGGCGAUACGAGUGAUUGUAAAACUGACGGGAGGUGGACAAUUCCCCUCUCAAGUUUCCCUGUGAGAUGGGUCAGGGCAGCUCUUGCUUGCUGCGUGAUUUUGCCCUAAGUGUAGUGAUGUACUUCCACGCAAAAUUGUGCUCUGUCUUCAAGAACCUGUGGAAAUAAAUGUUCUGGGAUCA